Messenger RNA from Bradysia coprophila, 4287 nucleotides. RefSeq lists its product as uncharacterized. Gene Ontology annotation, biological process: endocytosis; mitochondrial fission; proteolysis. Gene Ontology annotation, molecular function: GTP binding; microtubule binding; serine-type endopeptidase activity. Gene Ontology annotation, cellular component: cytoplasm; membrane; peroxisome. The record is from RefSeq and is a predicted model, not a curated record. NCBI's taxonomy places the organism in Eukaryota, Metazoa, Arthropoda, Insecta, Diptera, Sciaridae.
UAUGUCGUGCUUGAGUGAUUUUCAACAUAAUAUAAAAGUGUAGACAUUAUUAGAAGCCAUUAGAACUGUGAAAGUGUGAAAUAUGUUGCAAACUUCAAGUAGAAUUUUAAAAAAAAUUGAAGAAGUUUUGGGACAUGGCGGUUAUAUGGAAUAUAUUCCCGAGCUGGCUGUCGUAGGAGUAGAUGGCGUAGGGAAAAGUUCUGUUUUGAACAAUUUUCUUGGAAGAGAUUUUCUUCCGCGAGGCAUGGUUGCUGUGACAAGUACACCGAUUAUAAUUGAACUUGUAAAUGAACAAGAAGAAUGGGGUGAAUUUCAGCACUACAAGGGCAAGAGAUUCCAUUUAAACGAAAUCUGUAAGGAAAUAGCGAAAGAAUCAGCUCGAAUAGCUGGUACCGAUAUGUGUAACACACCAAUCAAGGUACAGAUAUUUUCACCAACCGUGCCAACCGUCACACUGAUCGACUUACCUGGGAUACCGAAAUCGGCUACUUCUGACAAGAGACAUGCAGUCGAAACAAUUAUAAUUGACGCGAUUAAUAAGGACAAAUGUCUUAUAUUGGCAGUUGCAGCGGCCAAUAAUGAAUCAAUUCGCGAGGCACUUCAACUCGCCGAAAAAGUCGAUCCUCAGGGUACUAGAACUGUUGGCGUCAUGACAAAAUUGGAUUUGAUGGAUGAUGGAACGAAUGAAAUCGAAAAUCGGUUUGAAAUGCACCAACGUUUCGUUGGAUUGAUUAAUGCUGACCAGAAUGCCGAAAUGGAAUUUAUCCACAAAUAUCCAAAAUUUAAAGAUCUCGUAGGAAUAACACAUCUGCGAAAAAUAAUUGAUGAAAUGAUGACUGCGUAUAUUCGGGAAAAAUUAGAAAAACGAAUGGUAAAUGCAACUGAAGAUGAGGCACAACUUUAUGCACAGAUUUUUGGUGGUGUUGCAUUGAUAUUACCAGUUCAAAAUAGUGAUUGCCCUACAAAGGCUAAACAAGCAAAAUUAUCGGCAACCAAAAUUGAUGCUCCAGCGAUAUCAAAUAAAGAUGCAAUGGAACAGGAAAUCGCUGAUCCGACAUUCGAAACAAGUACCCGAAACGUAAUUUUUCCGAAAUCGCCACCAUUCACAUAUCAGCCAAAAGAUAUCGUCAGUGAUUUUGUGAGCGUACGCACAAAGGGAAUCGGAAAUAUUCUAUUGCCGAUCUCUUUGAUCGACGAGUUGAGUACCAAUGAAUCGUCACAUGACAGGUACUGGAUUUCGGCUGCACGAGGUAUGGCUGAUCCAAUACUUUCGAGAAUUCACGGGAGCACCAGCCGUGAUGUCAUGUUGCAUGAUCUCACCGCAUCACAUCAAGCAAAUAACAGGGAAAUCAUAAAUGCAAUGAAGUGUAUUGAUGAACACAUUGAUAUGAGUGGAAAAUUAAACGUUUUCUCAGGUCUACAUUAUUUUAUUGUUCCGACUUGGAUUGCAAUCUACAAAAUAUGCGAACUGGAAAUUAAUAUCGACAUCAUAAUGAGACGUGUAGCGAAAUUAGAAGUCGAUGGCCCAACGACUAACAAUGACUCAACAGAAACGGAACAACUGUUGAAGUCAUAUCAAAGAAACAUUCCAUCUGGAGACGGAGUCGUCUGCAUUAUAGACAUUGAUCUUCAGAUUAACAAUUUAACAGAAAAGGAAAAGAACAAGCUGAAAUAUCAUCCGAUUGAUGUUUCAUUACACGAUCCAAGUCAAGCAAACGCCACUCUGUCACACGGAACUAAAGUGUACAAGUUCGUGGCAGCUAUAUGCCCCGAAAAUACUAUCAUCCACUUUUAUGAUAUUAAAAGCAGAGUGAGCGAUGUAGAUGCUUUUUACCUAGCAUUAGCCUUCGAGCGGAUUCUUACCUGCCAACGACCGUACAAAACAUUAGUUAUAAAUUGCAGUUUGUCCGUGAAUCCGCAAUAUAACCCGGUCGAACUGAUAGAUAAGAACAGUUACUUUUUCCAUCUACACAACUCAAUUCACCUGUUUGGAUAUGUAAUAUUCGGUGCAGCUGGAAACACGGGUAACAGCUCACCGCAUCACCCUUGGGGAUCGUGCGACAAAUGUAUCGUCGUCGGAGCUUGCAACAAAGAGAACAAGAUAACGCAAUUCUCUAGCGGCUGUUGUACUAACAUGGUAACAACGUUCGCACGUGGAACGGAUUUCUGCCUCGCGGCGAGCGAGGGUUACUUUGUCGGCACCUCAUAUUCAACGGCAAUUGUAUCGGCAUCGUUCGUAUCGAUUCUUGACGAAAUUUGGGAUGUGAACGAUUGGCAGACGAUAACUGAUUCAAUCAGAAAAUAUCUGAGAGAAAAAGGAUCUAAAAAAAUCGGAUGUUCAUCAAGUGAUCCACAGCAUCAACAACUUGAGUGGAUAAAACUUGAAUCGCCAAACGCUGCUCAAAAUACAAAGGUAAUUCUACGAGUCAAUGGGAUAAGAACCGGCUACAAAGGAGGUCUGGUGCUUUUAGCAUCUUUUGUUUCGAGUGAUGCAUUUUUAAUGAUGAAUGAAGUCUUACGGCCGCAAAUAGAAGUUUAAAGUAGAAGAAUAUUACCUUUUUCGAUUGUAAUUGCCGUGACGAAAUAUGUCAAAUUAUGAUCCUAGGGCACCAAAAAAUAAUUUUAUUUAAUUAAUCGUAUGCUAGUAUAAGUCUAAGGUAACAACUUUUGCAAUAUGAGGAAACUUAAAUUUAGCCCCAGCUCCCGUUAGACCCUUACAAAGUUUGAGGAUUUCAUGCAUUACUUUUACGUUUGUCACACGUUGAGAAAAGCCAAAUCAGCGAAAAAGUCCAUACUCUAAAACUCUUGGAUGAUUCCAGCUUGCAAUAUACGUAUAGGCGAAAAGUGCAAAAAGAACACUCUUAAGAUCGUAGUCCUUGAAACGCACCACAAAGGAAGACCGUAAUGGAUUUAUGACAUUACUGUCUUUAGGAUCCACGAAAACAUUUUGCCAACUUUUGCCUUAGAGUAAAAUAGCAUCACUAUCGAAAAGUUCAAAACUAACAAGAAACAAAAAUUGUAGCGCCACCGUUCAUUUUAGAUAUAAAUUUAUCGACAUUUUUUAAAUGCAAAUUUUUUGUGGGGCCAUCGGUCAUACCCUAGAUGUACGUUCCCUGCUUCAUAUUACUACUGACCACAUAAAACUUAUAACCGCAGCCAACGAAUCGUUACGUAACCUACUUCUUCUGAAGAGCUUCCUAAUAUUCUCAAUCAAUCCGGAUCUAUAAGGGCGCUACGAAUAAAUUUACGCUGCAGAGUCUUUCUCAAAAAACUCACUAACUCUGCUCUGUCAGUAGCUAUUUGACGCCAACCGAAAUACUAAGGAUAUGUACUGUUAAGUAAAAUCUUUUUCACUGCAUUUUUUUACUGUAUACCCCCUUUCAUUCUCAAUGAAUGGAAAGAGUCUAUGGUCCUUUUCGCUACGAAUUCCUUCUGUGAUCAUUUCAAAUACAAAACGUUACCACUCUCAACGUCUCUAACAACCUUCACUCAAAUAAUCCACUUCACGGUCGUCGUCUUGAUUCGACCACUUCAAGCUUAUACCACAGAUGUGCUCUUUUUUUAACUUCACUUAAACUGCUUAUCCAUAGCAACAAUCAAGUCGUAAAUACACUUGAAUACAAAGAUAUUUACCCAGCAAUUCUCUGAAACGAUCGUAGUUUUCUUCGUACACCUCCUUAACAUACUCAAAGUGAAACAUUAGCAUCUGCUUUCAUUUUUAGGUAACUGUCACGAAAGUCACCGAUGUUAUACUUCUUAUGACUAGACUGCCUUUUCUCCCCAGGACACUCAUACUAAAGAAAUCUACUACGAAUUCCUUCAACUUCUUCACCCUCACCUAAGUUAAACAAAAAUAUUAGUAAAAUGGAUUAGGAGUUAUUAUCCAAGAGCCAAGGGAAAAGUUAAAAAGCUGCUGUAAAUAAAAAAGGAGAGCCGCGAUGUUUUUUUCGAUUGAUUUUCAAGGUUUUUGCAGACGAUUAAUUUCUUUUGUUUUUUCUUAAUUUUUUAGCACUGAGACGUUUCUGUUAUACCUUAAAUUGGAUUCUUUUUGGCGAAUAUUCCAAAAUUGUGUUCACGUUAUACUUUUGAUUCUAUUACAUUUUUCCGUUUAAGAUUUUUUUCUCGAUAUUUCUUCAUAAUUAAACUACUUAUUCCCUUCUUCCUUCUUAUUUAACUUUAUGAUCCUGGUCGUCCUUAAAAGGGUAUGAUCACAGCCCUGCUUCUAGCAUGAACAUUGAAAAUAUUCGGAGGCUGAUGAAAUCACAGUAGGCACUGCGUUUCUAUUGU